Molecule: messenger RNA, 2163 nt
Organism: Mesorhabditis spiculigera
Lineage: Eukaryota; Metazoa; Nematoda; Chromadorea; Rhabditida; Rhabditidae
Source: the annotation of a GenBank genome assembly
AUGCGGGCCCUCGUGCCGCUGGCCCUCCUCAUCGCCGUGUGCCUAGGCGCUGACACCCCAUUCUGGUGGUAUGAUCGGACAAAUACGUUGCCCACCCGCCAGACAAUGGUGCAUUUGUUCGAGUGGAAAUGGACGGAUGUGGCGAAGGAAUGCGAGGACUUCCUACAGUACUACGGAUACGGGGCUGUACAGAUCUCACCCCCGAUGGAGCACAUCACCAAUACGGGGGGCAACGAUAUGCCUUGGUGGGUGCGCUACCAGCCCGUCUCCUAUAAACUGCACUCUCGGAGCGGAACCGAGGCCGAACUGCGCGACAUGGUGCAACGCUGCAACAAAGUGGGCGUUAGGAUCAUCGUCGACGUCGUGAUGAACCAUAUGGUGGGCGUGGGGCAGAAGCAGGGUGCUGGGGGAGUUGGUUCCUCAGACAACAGUCCAUUCGACGGGACAGACGGCGUCGAGUCAUUCCCCGGGGUACCGUACUCCUCUUCGGAUUUCAACGAUCAGAGAUGUCAUCGCGAUAUUCAGGACAAUGACUACCAGCAGAGCGCUGAGAAUGUGAAAAACUGCCGCCUCGUCGGGUUGCUUGACCUCGAUCAGGGCAAUCCCGAGGUGCGCGCCAAGCUGUCCAACUACCUCAACACGCUGAUAGACAUGGGGGUCGCUGGGUUCAGAUGCGACGCUUCGAAACACAUGUGGCCCGGGGAUCUGAUGGCCGUCCUGAAUAUGACAAAGGAUCUACGCGCAGAUGUUUUCGGGUCUAACGUUCGUCCCUUUAUCGUGCACGAGGUGAUCGACCGAGGCGGCGAGGCUGUCAAAUGCGGCGAUUACACGAAUAUUGGCAGAUACACCAAUUUCAACUUUGGAGCGGCCGUGUCGAAUGCUGCGAAGGGAUACGCGAAUUGGCAAUCCCUUUCCCACCUGGGCCCCGGCUUUUCCUACGGUAACUACGAGGACCACGAUGUGCUGAAUUUCCUCGACAAUCAUGAUAAUCAGCGGGAUGAUAAUCCAUAUGUGGUAACCUACAAAAAUGGUGAUGCCUAUCGUCAAGCGGCCGCAUUUAUGUUGGCCUGGCCAUACGGGUACCCCCGAGUGAUGAGCAGCUUCGCCUUUAGCGAUCACAACCAGGGGCCACCACAUGAGGGAGCUGAUAAGGGAUUUGCGACCAAAUCACCGACGUUCAACCCGGAUUCGACAUGCGCCGAGGCUUCCGGUUGGGUUUGCGAGCAUCGAUGGCCAACCAUAAGGCAAAUGGCUCUCUUUAGAUCCGCUUCAUCGGGUCGCGCAGCGGCGGAGGUGGUUACGGAGAAUAACCGGAUAGCGUUUGCCCGCGAUUCCGCUGGGUUCUUUGCGCUGAAUGCGCAGAAGGGCGAUUGGACAAAAUCUUUCCAAACGACACUUCCCCCAGGAGAAUACUGUGAUCAAUAUAACGGAGCCCUCGACAAAAAUCAGUGCACGGCCGCCAAGAUUUCUGUGGGAUAUGACGGUAGUGCCGUGAUCACCGUGCCCGGUGGCCAAUCCAUUGCAAUCUCGCAGUCAUCGCGAAUCGAUGGACCCCACCCCACCCCGGCCGUACCUUCCGGUCUAACGAAGACGGUGAUAUUCUUGAAGCGAGAUACGAGCCCCGGAGAAGAUCUAUUCGUCAGAGGAGGCGCCAAUCAGGGCAAUAAUGGAAAAAUGAAUACCUGCUCCCCGGGCCCGUACCAACAAGCGAGCGACGCCUGCGCCAUCCCAAUAGUCCACAACACUACGGUACCUUUCUUCUUCACCGAGUAUUUGACGUGGCGCCAGUCGGACAGCUUCCUCGACUUCGAGGGUCCCGAGGAGAAGCAGGGUACCCACGACGGCAACGCGGCGUUCGGCACCCCGCUGGCCUACUCGACGAAUCAGAAGGGGGCCGUCGAAUAUCAGCCCUAUAACAAGUACGGUGCGGGCUAUUGGAUCGCCGAGCUGUUGAUGGACUGCUCGAAGCUGAACAAUGGAUGGUUUGAGUUGAAGGGCUACCUCUCGCCGAGCGUCGGCUGGGAGCAAAAUAUCAAUCAGGGCCAAUGCACCGGAACCGUCGGAGGAAAAGCGCCAUUUUCUUCAAUUAACCACGUUGCGAAAUGCGGUCUGGUGAAUGUGUUCGAGUGGGGCAAGGGUAGCUGUCUCAUCGACCUGAUACAA